Aricia agestis (brown argus) is the source of this 5748-nucleotide messenger RNA. It is a transcript of the gene tna, whose product is annotated as zinc finger MIZ domain-containing protein 1. The record is from RefSeq and is a predicted model, not a curated record. The transcript is spliced from 11 exons. Gene Ontology annotation, biological process: protein sumoylation; regulation of transcription by RNA polymerase II. The coding region runs from base 547 to 2952 and encodes 801 amino acids. NCBI's taxonomy places the organism in Eukaryota, Metazoa, Arthropoda, Insecta, Lepidoptera, Lycaenidae. Gene Ontology annotation, molecular function: SUMO ligase activity; zinc ion binding.
CGGUCGAACGCUCGGUCGUUCCACGCUAGUGAUGUCGCUGACGACGUUCGUGAACCACGUCUAUGAUGUUCCGGUGGAUUUGAACUUGUGAGUGCACGAUAAUAAUUUAUUUAUUAUCGAAAACUUGAAAAAAGUGACUGAAAAAAUUUUUGUGCUCUGGAUUAUUGGAUGCUCCUUCGAACUGUGAAGUGAUAUUUUGGAUGUUACGAUAUUUAUGAAGUUGAGUGCAGUGAAACACUAAAAAGGAUUGCCAUUGACAAAAUUGGAUUUUAGUGAAUAUAAAAAAUUGUGAACAGAUUGAUGAUUGAAAAAUCAACGGAUAUUAAGUGCAAAUGUGCAAAAGAAAAUUAGAAAAAUAUUAGUUACUCAGGGGGUGUGAAGAACAACAACAGGACGGCGACCUCUGGUAACACGGCUGGGUACGUGGGAGCCAACUACAACUACGCGGGAGCGCAGGCUCCCGACAAACGGCAGUUCCUACAGGAUACCAUAGGCUACAGAGUCAACGCGCCAAGCGGCUAUGGGUGCGCCGGCGGUGCGGGCGCGAUGAGCGGCGGCGGCGACAACGCGCAGUUCGGCGCCACCGCCGCGAUGGUCGCCGCGGCCACCACGGCCGCGAUGCAGGACUCGCAGCCCUUUUCCCAGAUGCAAAACAAUAUUAAUAUGGGAAAUCCCCAGUACAAUGCGAUGAAUGGCUACGGUCAGCAGCGCAACCAUAAUUCCUCGAUGACGGGGAUGGGUAUGGGAGGCAACGGAGGAAUGAACGGCAUGACCGGCAUGGGGCAGAUGUCCAACGCCGGCAUGAACGGCAUGAACCCGAUGGCCCAAAUGGCCAACAUGGGCAUGCACGCCAAUAUGAUGUCCUCGCAGAUGGGCCCUGCACAAAUGGGCGGAUCGGCCAAAAUGGGCCCCGGAUACCAGAGGCGACACACUCCGUAUCCCUCCGGUACCAUGUUGAUGGGCUCGCGGAAGGGGCAGUAUAUGGGUGGGCAACCCGGCUUCGGCCCGGGACAAUAUCCGACUGGAUACGGCGGCCGACCGGGCUUCCAAGGCCAAUAUCCUCCGCAGCAACCCCUAGGACCCAGUGGAAAUUUCGGAGGUACAAUAAGAGGAACGAUGAGACAGACGACGCCGCCAUAUGCGAAUCAAGGCCAAUACUUCAACGGUGGAGUGCCCAAUCAAUUUUCGCAACAUCAAGCUGGUAAUGCGCAAUAUAACAGUCAGUACAGCGGGCAGUUCGCGCAGGAGGUCGCAAUGAGGACUAACAUGAACUACCAGCACAGUCCUGUACCAGGAAACCCAACCCCUCCGCUAACGCCGGCGAGCAGUAUGCCACCGUACAUAAGUCCCAAUGCCGAUGUGAAACCGCAUUUCAAUGAUCUUAAACCGCCUAUGAGCAUGCAACAAAAUGACGAGCUCCGGUUAACAUUCCCUGUAAGAGAUGGUAUUAUAUUGCCGCCAUUUAGAUUAGAACAUAAUUUAGCAGUUAGCAAUCAUGUAUUCCAAUUAAAACCUACAGUCCAUUCGACAUUAAUUUGGAGAUCGGAUCUUGAGUUGCAACUAAAGUGUUUCCACCAUGAGGACCGGCAAAUGAACACCAACUGGCCCGCCAGCGUGCAAGUGUCGGUGAAUGCGACGCCGCUAGUGAUCGACAGGGGGGAAAACAAAACUUCACACAAACCGCUGUACCUGAAAGAAGUAUGCCAGCCCGGCAGAAACACGAUACAAAUCACUGUCUCUGCGUGUUGUUGUUCUCACCUGUUUGUGCUGCAAUUAGUGCAUCGACCGAGCGUCAGGAGCGUAUUGCAGGGGCUUCUUCGAAAACGAUUGCUCACCGCCGACCAUUGCAUCGCUAAAAUUAAAAUGAACUUUAAUCAAACUCCGCCUAAUGGAAAUAACAAUUCCAAUAACCCUAACGAUAGGGACAGCGUGGAACAGACUGCCCUUAAGGUUUCACUGAAGUGUCCAAUUACAUUUAAGAAGAUAACAUUACCGGCGCGAGGACACGAAUGCAAACACAUACAGUGUUUCGACUUAGAAUCGUACUUACAACUAAACUGCGAGCGGGGGUCAUGGCGAUGUCCUGUUUGCAACAAACCGGCUCAGUUGGAAGGUCUAGAAGUGGAUCAAUACAUGUGGGGCAUUCUGAACACGCUUAACAGUUCCGAUGUCGAAGAAGUGACGAUUGACAGUGGCGCGAACUGGAAAGCUACAAAGAUGUCUCCCAAUGCUGGCAUUAAGCAGGAGGACGAUAACAGUAAUGAUCACAGCGGCAAAAGAAGCAAAGCUGUGUCACCAGGGUCCAUGAACAUGCCAACGAUGAACAAUUGGGACAUGAACCAGGCCCUAUCACCUUACUUGCCUCCCGAUAUGAACACGAUCGCUAGCGGAUCCAUGAUUUCGUCCUACAACCAGGGCCAGAACCGAAACUCGGGCUCAAACAGCCAGACCUACGAAUACAGUAUGAAUAACGGUCCAGGAAGUAACGAGUUCGCCGGCAACGGUCCGCUGUCUCAUUUGAACGAUAGCGUCAACUCCUUGGAUCCGCUGAAUGCAAUGGAGAAGAGUCUCAAUGAGCAGAUGCCCCACACACCUCACACACCGCACACGCCGGGAUCCGCUCACACGCCGGGCGGGGGCGGCGCCACGCCGGGCUCCUCCCACACCCCGGGCCACACCCCCGGCCCGCCGUCCGUCGACCACCACCCGCUGACCGACGUCGACAUCCCCGCUGAUCUCAACUUCGACCCCGCCGCCGUUAUCGACGGGGAGGGCACUGAUAAUCUUAAUUUGCUUCCGGAGACGAACGUGGAUCCCAUGGAGCUGCUGUCGUAUCUCGACGCGCCGGCGCUGGGCGAGCUGCUGGCGACGCCGCCGUCGUCAUCGUCGUCGGCCGGCUCGCACCCGCCCCGCGCACCCUCCUCCGAGGAUCUCCUGUCGCUCUUCGAGUGAACUCCGACGAGGGCCUCAACCCAACGAAUACAAGCUGCUUUGGGCGAUUUUUGACUUUAGUCUUGGUCGCUUUCGAUGCGUCAACGCGGGCGACUCGCUCGUGUCCGUCGCUGAGCCAGCUCCCCGAGGCAUCGGAGCCCAAUAUUGUGAUACUAGAUUUUAGUUCCUUCUCCGCCGGUGAUGGCGUUGCGUGUGCGCACCUGUCUAUAAGUACGCCAUACUCGCUGAAUCUCUAUACGCUUAUGGAGAGCCAUUCACUGGAAGGUCGCGAGACUCGACGUCAUCACCGAGUACCGUUGCAACAACUGUGCAGGAGAACAUUUAUAGGUAUAAUGUAUAGUUAAAGUAUAAAGACGAGGCAGCGGUCCCCGCGUCGUAGUUCCUUGCACCGCCGCCCGGCGGCGCCCCAGAACUCCCUAUAUUCUAAACGGUAGGGUAAUUCUUAACACAAAUUUAAAUUAAAUAUUGUCUUAUAAACUUCUAUUCGAGUUAGUGGUAACGUUCAAUUAGAUUUCCUUUUUGUGUCCAUAUUUGUGAAUAGUUCACUCGGUGUAAAUACGAAGAAUUUAUUUUAUUCGUUCUAGUUCGGACCGUCGCGCGCGUCGCUUGUACGAUAUAGGCUAGGGCGGCGCGGCCGCGGGGGGAGGCAUCAUGAAUCUUAUAGUUCCUAACAGAUGCGAGCGAACUAUAACGUUCAACUGCCGCUAAUGUAAAAUAUUCCUUGACGUUUUCACAUAUUCUGCAUUUUUAAAUAGUAAGAUAAUAAUAUAAGGACAUGUGAGUAUGGGGUUACUCGCUUUCGUUAUUUGGGUGAUAUAUUCUAAAGUGAGUCUGGGAUUGGCAGAUCGUAACGAAAGUUACACGACUAUAUUGUAAAUGAGUGCAAAAAGAACUCUGUUAAAUUAUUUUGCGUUAUGUGAAUCGAAGAAUGAUAGAAAUAUAUUUUAAUUUCUAUAUAGAGUGUAAUGAACUGUAUUAUUUGUAAAUAUGAAAUUAGAUAAGUAUAUUAUAUUAUCUAGUUAUAUUUAGAACAUGGCAGAUACUUAUAUGAUGGCCAGUUUUAGCGUAGUAUUACUAAAUUAAAAGUCUACACAUGGUUUUACAUGUAUAUAGAAUGACAGACACAAGCAAUAGCAGCACUCAGAACACAGGGACCAAAUACUCUCAACCGAACCUACGUUUAUUUCAAUAAUCAGAAAUAAUUUAGUAUUCUGAAAAAUAAAUCCAAAAUUACUGAGCAAUUUUUAUUCAUUAUCAAAAAAAUGUCUUUAUUAAGACCAUUCAUCAAAUUUUCUAGGAAAAAAGAACUACUUAAACCACCUUGUGUUCUGAGGUUCUGUAGCGUACAAGUUGCAAAUACUGUCUCACAGAAUCAAUCUUUGCUCAUCUUACAUCGCUACUUUCAUCUUACAGUGUUCUGUAUAAAGCAAUAAACAAUAGAUAAUUUUAUUUUAUCUGUAGAUGUUAUUGAAAACAUAGUUUAAUGCAUUGUUAAUAACGAACUAAAAUAGGUAAAUGAUAUUGUCGAUGAGCAUUGUAUUGAUCUUAUUUCACAUAUUUUCAAAUGUUUGGUUUGUUUGAUUUGUAAGAGUAUCAUUAGGUCACAAAUGAUCAUUUUAGCUGCAAAAUUUUGGAUAUGCCAUAGACAAUGUAAAUCAAUUUAAAUUGCAAGUUGUUUUUCAGUUUUAGUCAAAUAUUUUAGACGUUUACAAGACAUAACAUAAUAGUAUCGUCCCAGUAUUUGAAAUUUUGCAACAAAAAUGUGUGAAUUCAUAGUUUAUUUAUUGAGGAGAAUUACAUUAAAAUGGAAUUAAGAUCCCAUAACGGUGUAGUAGGUGACAUCAUAUUUCAUAAAUCGUUUUAGUAUUGUAAAAUUUACUCAUACUUAUAAAUCAGUAAUAACUUUACUCAUAAAAAUUUUAAUAACUGAUUAUUUAACUUAGUAUUGUAUGUAAACUGUCCUCUCACUAACUUUUCUAUGGAAGUUCGGUGACUCGUGCAAUGUUACUUCAAGCUAUGAUAUGGACGCCUCGUUAGAGUUAGUUGACUAUUAAAACCAAUAAAAUUAGUCUUAUAUAAAGCAGUGGUCAAUUACUCGAUGAAAGUCGAUACGUUCACGUCUCCCGUGCCGGAGGACUAAUUGAUCGCAGCUUUACCAGUUAAAUUACAUACUUUUAAGGGACCUUCAAUUCCAAUUAGCUAGUUCUACUUAUUGUAGUGCAUAUUGCUGUUGGAUGAAUCAUAACAUUGAUUUUUGAACGACCAAAUAGUACUUUUUUACAUAUUUACCAAAUUUUAGGUAAAAAAAUAUAAAUUUGUUUGUAUAAAAAAUUGAAAAUAUCAUAAUAAUAUGUGGAGCAUAUCACAAAAAAAUCUGAAAUUCAAAAUUCAAAUUGCGUGAUUCGUCCAAAUGAGUAAAUUAUUACAAUAUAUAUAUUUUGCUUACUAUAUUGUUACACCUGGCGUUCGUCUAAAUGAGGCCUAUGUCCAGCUGUGAAGGUCUACGGCUGAUGAUGAUGAUUAUAUUUUGUUAAAUAUAAUUGUAAUAAACUGCUAUGGUAGUAAACUUGUGCUCGUACAAAUGUAAGUUGCAACAUUUGGAAAUAAGUGAAAAAAGAGUUGUUGUAAUGUGUUCGUGACUAUAGUCAUUGGACGCAAGUACCUACAAUAGUAUUUAAAUCUUGAAUUUAAGGUUUUAUUCACCAUUGGUACCCACAGAAAUUUACUUUUGAAAUGUGUAAAACUGGAAACAUAACAUUUUUAUGUUAUUGAAAAUAAAAUGAAUCCAAAAUAUUA